AUGGCCGCGCCCAAGAUGACCAUGGCUCUCGCCAGCCUCCUCCUUUCCGGCGUGUUUGCCGUUACUCCGUACUCGGAUAGCCAGUCCACUGUGACUGCCGAGCCUCAGCAGAUUGGUACCACCACUUCCAACGGUAUCCUCAUGUAUUCCAUGAAUUACUGCACCAUCGUCGAGAGCACUCAGUGCCAAGUCUCUCUCUCCACUGCUACCAACGCGGUUCCUGAGUCCUCUGCCGGCUACUCUGCCUCUGUCGAUUCGACCACUCAGGCUGUGUCCGCAGUUGGACAGACCGUCAUCUCUAGCGGCGAGCCUGCCCCGACUACCGUCUGGUCUGAUAGUGCUCCUGGUGCUCCUCAGCCCACUGCUACCGUCGUUUCGGUCACUGACAGCCUUGGCAGCCCAGCUCUGGAGACUGACUCUGUCCUUGCUGCCACUGGCUCUACUGCCAUCACUAGCGGCAUGCCUAUGGCCACGGGCUCUGCCACUGGCAAGCAGCAGACCAACUCGACUUCGGUCAUGAGCCAUGACAGCCCUUCUGGCAGCAUGACGGCCCCUUCUGCCCCAGACCACACCAGCGCUGGAGUGGCUCUCAAGGCCAUCUCCGGCCUGGCCUUCGGCACUCUCGCCAUGGUUAUGACUUUUUUCAUGUAA
Messenger RNA from Trichoderma virens Gv29-8, 651 nucleotides. RefSeq lists its product as uncharacterized. The transcript is spliced from 3 exons. The record is from RefSeq and is a predicted model, not a curated record. Bases 1 to 651 code for a protein of 216 amino acids. Lineage: Eukaryota; Fungi; Ascomycota; Sordariomycetes; Hypocreales; Hypocreaceae.